AUGCCCGGGGUGAUGACAUUCCCCGAGGCAAAACUUAAAGCACUUGAAGAAAAAGUUUCACACCCUCGAUGGAUUGUACCUGUUUUGCCAGAACAAGAGUUGGAAGCACUGCUUUUAGCUGCCAUUGAACUAGCUGUUAAAGGGGAAGAUGUAAAUAAUGCUGCUUGUCAGCAAUUUUACAAUGAUUCACUUACAUUAUCCUUUACCAAGAUAUUGACAGAUGAUGCUGUUUCUUCAUGGAAAAAUAAUAUACAGCAAUGUGUUCGUUCAAAUUGCGAGAAACUAGUGAAACUCUGUGCCAUGAAAUUAGAUGAUGCCAGGUUUUUACUAUUGUUGUCAAUGGCAUUUAAUCCAAAUAACAAAUUUCACACAUUUAAUGCUUCCCGUACUUGUGAAGGUUUGUCAGUGACACAAAAUACAGCUAAUACUGGACAAGGUUCAAUACAAGAACCUGAAAUAUAUGCUAGAUCUCAGGAUCAUCGUACUCCACGGGGAUGGCUGGUCCAUCUGAUUAAUGUAUUCGGUCAGGCUGGUGGAUUCGUAAAAUUACGCGAACGUUUUGAGGCCAUAAUGGGUUUUCAAAAAAAUGAUUUGACAAUGUCUGUCAAUGCUGAAGAAAAAGUUUUGUUAGAAACAUCUGAAAAAGGAAAUGAAGAAAAUAAAGUAGAUGUCACAGAAAAUUUACCUUUUACUUCAGAUAAUACCGAGAGUACAAUAUCUUCAAAAAGUGAGCCAUUAUCAUCAAUGGAGCAAUCAAUAAAUGGAGAGACACGUGUUGCGGCAGUAUGGCAGUUGUUGAGACCACUCAGUCUUUGCCAUGACUUGUUGACACCUCACACUGUCACAGUUUAUCUUUUGCCUAUUUUGGAAUGUAUACCUACCCUUUUGGAAAGUUUGACUGAUGAAGAGUUAAAAAGAGAAGCUAGAGGUAGUGAGAACAAAAAUGAUACCGUUUCAUGUUUAAUUCGAGCUUGCAAAUGUGUAUCAAUCAAAACACCCCAGCAUCAUAGUCUACUUAAGUCUUUAGAGAUGUUCCGACUAAAAAUGAUAUUGAGAUUACUUCAAAUGUCAUCAUUUAAUGGAAAGAUGUCAGCAUUAAAUGAAAUCAAUCAACUGAUAAGUACAAUCUCCCAGCAACCUAAACCAGAAUGGCUUACACCCGCUGUCAUAACAAAUUGGAUUCGGGAAAAUAAAGUUGUGGACAUUGUUUUACGCGAUUCGCUACAUCAGCCUCAAUAUGUGGAUAGAUUAGAAAAAAUGCUAAGAUUUAUGAUAAAAGAGAAUUCUUUAACUAGGGAAGAUUUGGAUGCAAUAUGGAAGGCUCAACAUGGAAAACAUGAAGCUAUUGUGAAAAAUCUUCAUGACCUUCUAGCUAAGCUUGCAUGGGACUUCACUCCUGAUCAGCUUGAUCAUCUCUUUGAUUGCUUUAAGGCAAGUUGGGCUACAUCAAGUAAGAAGCAAAGUGACAAACUUUUGGAAGUAAUUAGAAGGCUAGCAGAAGAUGAUAAAGAUGGUGUCAUGGCUAAUAAGGUAUUAGUCCUGUUUUGGAAUUUGGCACAUUCAGAUGAAGUUUGUACAGAAAUUAUGGAUGUAGCAUUAGCCAAUUUGAACAAGAUUUUGGAUUACAGCUGCUGUCAGGAUAGGGAUGCCCAGAAAACACUUUGGCUUGACAAAUGUGUAGAGGAGUUGCAGAAUAAUGAGAGGUGGGUGAUACCAGCUUUAAAAAUGAUGCGCGAGAUAUGUUGUUUGUAUGAAUCCGGAGGUGGCACCGGCGUUAGGCCGCACGUCACUCGCCAGGAGUUGAUAGACCGUUUACAGACUCAACACUCACUUGUUAUACUAGUCACCGAUUCCCUCACUAAUUAUAUGGAUGGCGUGAGGAAUAAGCUUCUCGAGGAGGGUGAAAUCGAUUGGGAGAAUUGGCUCCCUGACGGCAGAUAUCCUCACGCGACCCAGGUCCAUGAACGAUUGAGCUUUCUUAGAUUUUUACUAAAAGAUGGACAGCUGUGGUUGUGCGCCGAACAGGCUAAGCAAAUAUGGAUGUGCCUUGCAGAAAGGCCGGCGCAUCUAGGCGAUCGCGAGGCAUGUUUCAGGUGGUUCAGUAAACUGAUGGGUGAUGAACCGGAUCUGGAUCCAAAUAUUAAUCUUCACUUUUUUAGGAGAAAUAUUAUGACGUUGCCUCCCAAUCUACUUACGCAUAAUGGUAUUAAGUGUUUUGAAAGGUUUUUUAAAACUGUUAACUCCAAAGAGGGUAAACUUAAAGUUAAGCGGCGUAGUUAUCUAAUUAAUGACGCUGAUCUCAUAGGAUUAGAUUAUUUAUGGAGGGUGAUAACGGAGUGCGACGACGACAUAUCCGGCCGCGGCAUCGAGCUGCUGCGGGAGGUGUGCACGUGCACCGGACAGCAGCUGUCGCCCGCGCAGCACCACGAGGCGUUUCUCACGCAGUGCUGCGCUAGGACGCAGCGGCUGCAGAAGGAGAUGGAGCAACAGGAAGAUGCAACUGAAAGUUGCACAAGAAUGUGUAGAGUUAUUCGUGCCAUACAAGAAUAUAUAAACGAAUGUGAUAGAAGAUUUUCAGCUGAUCGACAAAUCCUACCGAUUUAUAGGUCUGGUAGAGGCCGACAGUGCACUAUAAUAGUAAGAUUUAACUUUCAAACUGGUCAAAGACAAAUUGAUGAUGUUGAAUUAUACUCACAUUCUAAUGAGACACUACACUCCUUACGUACAGCAAUACAAAGAAGGAUAAAAAAUGCUUCAGAUAGUAAUAUAAAGUUAGAAAUGUUUGUUAACAAAUUAGAACUUUAUGUCAACGGCGUAUUUUUGGACACAGUUUAUGACCGAAAAAUACUUUCUCAAACCCCCAUAAGAGAUAAAACAGUGGUUGUAGCCAAGGUCUACGACGGUCAAGUGUGUGGGAGCGGUGGAUGCGGUUCCACUAAUGAGUCCAGCAGCGAUUCCAGUACAUCAUCACCACCAUCGCCGCCUACUCCGGAGCACGCCUUGCCUGGCGUCUUGUUCGCACAAGGUUCAUGGUACCUGCCAUUUAUACUAGACUUAGAACACAUUGGUAUCACCAAAGGACAUGUGCAAUUGACAGAAGCUGCACAUCUACUCUCCCAAAUUUGUCCCGCGCACAAACAAACUGUUGAAAAACUGACGGAGGCGCUUUUGUGUCGCGAUGAUAGUAAGUUAAGAGAUAUGUUGUAUGGACCAGCUCCACCUACAGUAGCUUACAACAUCGAGGUCCUCCAUAGUAUGGUGCUGCCAUCGUCAGAGAGUAAACUAGACCGCAGUCGCAGUUUUCAGUUGGCCUGUGUAAAGAAAGCCCCUUUAUUGGUACAGUGUUUGUCUGACAAAGAUUUCUUAAUUGGUGCUGCUCCUCAUACAAGAAGGGUUGGAUUUUUAGCCUUGGUUCGAUUAGCCAAGUUGGUUUUGAAUACAUUAGGCCAUGUUUUCGAAAUAUUGGCACCAGACGGUUCUGACACCACGAUAGACAGAGAGUUUAGAAUGGACGUCACAAUAUUACGUGAGGCUCUUCAGACAGUACCGAACAAUAGCUGUGAAUUAAUUGUAAAGGCUGUUGCUGAGAAAUUAGCGAAUAUGUUGGGCGAACAGGUGGUAACUAGUCGAGACGAAGGCGACUCAGUGUCGUCACUGGUUUGGUGGCGCGUGCCGACGACAGCGACUGUACGCGCCCUCUAUUCGCUCGCUUACUGCGUCGCGCAGCCCACUGACACCCCCUGUGCAGUACACCCCGAUGACGUCACUUUGGUUCGAGAGUGCAUGGAAGUAGUUACUAUCUGCAUGGCGCUCGGUGGGGGCCAUCUUGAGACGUUACUUCACGAACUUUGGUGGCAAGACACCGCUCUUUACCUGAUGAUAGAUUGCCCCAAUCCUCAGGUGCGCGUGUCUUGCGCGGAGCAGCUGCUGGCGAUGUGCGCGUGGGGCGGCGGCGGGGGGGCGCGCGCGGCCUUGAGCGUGCUCGGCGCAGGGGGCGCGGGGGGGGCGCGGCUGCAGCGGCACGCGCGAAACGCGCAGCAGUUCCUGCAGCUGCUGUGCCGGCUCGUCUCGCUCGCGGGGCCCACUCCGCGCACCCGCGACGACCUCGCCUACGAGGUCAAUUGGUUGCGUACCAUUCGCGCAAAUCGCGAAUUACUGGACGAUACGCUUCUUGAAGGGCACCUGAAUUUAACUAAAGAGCUGUUCAGUCAAGUACCCGCUCAAGUAAAAUUUCAGUAUGGAGCUCAUCCGGAUCACAAAGAUGCUGGUCUCAUUAAGGAGCUGAUGACGGAGUUUCUGUGGCCGUACUCGUGGGCGUGGUGCCGCAUGGGCGAGGGCGAGGGCGACGCGGACGCGGGCGGCGAGCCGUCGCCGCCGCUGUGCCGCACGCCGCCCGCCGCCGCCGCCGCCGCCGACCUGCUGCUGGCGCUCGUGCACGGCUGCGUGCCCAACAUGGCCGCCGUGGCGCAGCUGCUCGACUGCAUGUUCUACAAUGAUAAAAAUAUGCCAUUAGCGGAAUGGGAGUACAUGCCUUGUGUGGGUCCACGUCCGCCCGCUGGCCUGGUGGGUCUUAAGAAUGCUGGCGCCACGUGCUACAUGAACUCCGUGCUGCAGCAGUUGUAUUGUGUGCGUGCUGUGCGCGACUUCUUGUUAACUGUUCAAGGUGCUGCUACUGAUCCAAAUGAAGAUUUUUCAGGCGAAAACCAUCAUAGCUUAAUGGAGAAUAAUACUGAGAGUAAUGGCGAUUAUAAUAUAACAAUCUUAAAACAAGUUCAAGCUAUUUUUGCACAUCUACAUUAUAGUAAACUACAGUAUUACGUGCCAAGAGGCCUGUGGGCGCACUUUAAACUUCAAGGCGAACCAGUGAAUUUACGUGAGCAACAAGACGCAGUCGAAUUUUUCAUGUCUCUCGUGGAAUCGUUAGAUGAAGCGUUAAAAACUUUAGGGCAAGAGCAACUAAUGGCGAAAACAAUGGGAGGAACAUAUUCUGAUCAAAAAAUUUGCAAAGGUUGCCCACACAGGUAUUGUAAAGAGGAACCCUUCAGUGUGGUUUCAUUAGAUAUUAGAAACAUGUCUCGCUUACAAGAAUCUUUAGAAGCUUAUGUUCGAGGAGAAUUACUUGAAGGUGCUGAUGCAUACUACUGUGAUAAAUGUAGUAAAAAGGUGGUUACAGUUAAGAGGCUGUGCCUGAAUAAAUUACCACCAGUGUUAGUAAUACAGCUUAAAAGGUUCGAAUAUGAUUUUGAAAAGGUGUGUGCAAUAAAAUUCAACGACUAUUUCGAGUUUCCGCGAGAACUCGAUGUCGAACCUUACACGGCGUGGGGCUUGGCACGUGCUGAAGGCGACGCUACAUUGUGGGAGGGUGGCGAGGAAAGAGCUGAAACACAUUAUCAGCUUAGCGGAAUUGUUGUUCACUCUGGACAAGCCUCCGGCGGACACUACUACUCAUAUGUGCUGUUAAGAGAUGACGGCAGCGAGGGCGGACGGUGGGUGAAGAUGGACGACGGCGACGUCUCCGAGUGCGCCAUGCACGACGACGAGGAGAUGAAGGCGCAGUGCUUCGGCGGCGAGUACAUGAGCGAAGUUUUCGAUUCCACCAUAAAGCGGGUGUCAUAUAAGCGCCAAAAGAGAUGGUGGAAUGCUUAUAUGCUAUUUUAUACAAGGAAAGACACUAUUGAAACAUAUUCAAUGGAACAAUCUAUGAGAAACAUGUCGCUCAAAGAAAGUGCUAUUCCAAAGCCUAUUUGGCAAUCGGUUCGGCGCAGUAACAUAGCUUUCUGCCACAAUCAGGAUCAGUUCAGUCUGGAGCAUUUCAAUUUCAUGAAAAAGCUCUGUUACAUUCGUCUACAAGUCACGCCGGGAUCGCAGAGCGCUGAACACGAAGAAAUGUCAAUGCUAUCGGUACAGUUAGCGACUAAGUUUUUAUUUCAAGUCGGUUUCCACACGAAAAAAACUUUACGAGGUCCCGCGUCGGACUGGCAUGAUAUUUUGUGCCAACAUUUACGAUGCUCACAAGCUGUUCGAGCCUGGUUUGCAUCCGAUCUUUUCAAACACGCCUACAGAUUAUGCGAUUAUCUCCUAUCGUGUCCGUCGGCUGAAGUUCGUGUUGUAUUUAUGAAAAUUAUAGUCUUUUUGGCACAUUAUUCACUUCAAGAUCCACCGGUGAACAGCGGCUGGGGCUCGUGGGCGUCCCGCGAGGAGGCGACCUCGCUGUCGGACCAGGUGGUGUGCGCGGCGCGCGCCCUCGCCGCGCCCAGCCACGCGGACUCGCACACGCACCGCCACCUGCCGCUGCUCUUCAACCUGUUCCACGCGUACGCGGCGCUCGGCUACAACGAGAAGCAGCAGCUGCUGCGCUUGAAAAUUCUGGACAUCGUGUUGACUAUCUGCAUGGACGAUUCUACUGCUUCAAUGGGAAAAUAUCAGUAUCCAGAGUCAGCUAAAAUACAUCAGGUCGUGUGCGUGUUGGCGCGUUGCUGCGACGUGAGCGCGCGCUGCCAGUCUGCGAACGCGCCGGAGGGCCCGCUGCCCAACCCGUACGCCGAGCAGCAGCCGGCCCACCUCGCGCACAUUGCCCGCCCGCCCCUCUCGUCCGUCGUGGCGGACGUGCUCUACAACAAGACCAGCGCUUAUAUAAAGAAGCUGACGGAGGAGUGCUGCGGCUGCGAGGAGGGCGUGCGCCUGUUGCAGUUCCUGUGCUGGGAGCACGCGGGCUGGUCGCGCGCCGCAUUGGCCGAGCUCCUGUGGCAGAUGGCGUACGCGUACUGCCACGAGCUGCGCAGGCACGCGGACGCGCUCAGCGCCCUCCUGCUGAUGGAGGACAGCUGGCAGCAGCACCGAAUCCACAACGCAAUCAAGGGCGUGUCGGACGAGAGGCCCGGGCUGCUGGAGACGGCGUUGCGCGCGCGCGGCCACUACCAGAAGCGCGCGUACGCGUGCGUGAAGCUGGUUGUGGGGGUGAUGUGCCGCGCGCCGGCGGCCGUGCGGGCGGUGCACGCGCAGGUGGACGCGAGGCGCCGCUGGCGGCAGCUGCUCGCCUGGCUGCAGGACGAGCUCGAUCGCUACGGUCCUGGCGGUUACGGUUCCUACGGCACUUGGUCACCGCCCGGCACUUCGAACGAAACGUCUAGUGGUUAUUUCUUAGAGCGAAGCAACUCUGCCCGCAAAACACUUGAGAAGGCGUACCAGCUGUGCCCAGACGAGGACGACGAGGAGGAUGAGGCGCGCGAUGUGGCGGAGGGCUCGGGUUCGGGCGAGGCGGGGGAGGGGGAGGGCAGCGGUGAGGAGGAGGAUGCGCCCGAGGAGGAGGAGCCGCCCUCCCGGCGCCUUCAGCUCGCACCGCCCGCGCCCGCGCCGCCCGCUCCCCCCGCCGGCCCCGCCAGCCCCGCCCCGCCCGACCCCUACGUCGGCCUC
This is a messenger RNA of Iphiclides podalirius (scarce swallowtail), 7413 nucleotides long. The record is from the annotation of a GenBank genome assembly. NCBI's taxonomy places the organism in Eukaryota, Metazoa, Arthropoda, Insecta, Lepidoptera, Papilionidae.